CAAAGAGUGGUCAUGUGUGUGACGGUCAGCUGACAACACAGGAGGAAAAGAAGGGCGAGAACAGAAAAUUGAACGCAAACAUACAUUUUAAUAUCUGGCUUAUUGUAUAGAAAACAAUGGAGUCAACGUUAGAACAGCACCUAGACGACACUAUGAAGAAUCCUGCCAUCGUCGGUGUCCUCUGCACAGACCAACAAGGUCACAAUUUAGGAUGCCGAGGGUCUCUCUCUGACGAGCAUGGCGGGGUGGUGUCUGUCCUGGCCAGGCAAGCAGCGUCGCUGAUGAGGGACCCCACCGACACACCCACUGUGUGCCUGGAGUCAGAUUCAGGAAGCAUCCUAAUGAAAACCCAUGGGACCAUCACAGUUGCAGUGCACAAGAUGGCUUCCUGAUGUGACCGGAGGACCGAGUGAUUAUUUCUCACAAUUUACCAUUGCGUGUGUUGUACGGAUUCAGGAGGUAACAUGGUGAUAAUUUAUGAUGUUUUCUAUCCACACAAUGUGUUUCUGAAGUCAAAUCCUACAGAGGAAGCCCCGGUUUCCCCAUCUCACCCAGUUUAGUCUGACACUUAAUUAUUGACGGUUUUGUGUCACUCAUUGCUUUGGAUUUCAAUGUCAGAUUGUCAAGUCACUAACUGACAGUUUAAUGGUGUUCAGAUCAUAUAUAAAAAAAUGCCCCUAUUCUCUUUGUAAGACCUUGCUAAUGUCUGCAAAGAAGAUGUUUUGAUGUUUUUUUUUGUUUUUUCCCUCUCCCUUCAGUACUAAUGGUUUCGUUUACAUGAAAUGCAAAAUCUUAGGACUGAAAAAGGAGUCUUUGAAUCUUUGACUGAAAAUCUUUGCCUGUUAAAUAUUUUUCAGAAAACACAUUUAAUAUUUUCUUUAACAAUAUAUGGCUUUUAUUAAAUACUACUGUGGAGACUAGUAUUGAGACUGGUGUCUGGUUAUAUACAUUCUAUAUGUGUCACUCGACCAUCAGCUGUAAAAUCUAUUUAAAAAUAACCAAUGGAAACUAUUUUAUGACAUGUAAUGCAGUUACUUUUUGUAAUAAAAAUAAGUGUUUGUGAUUUCAA
This is a messenger RNA of Conger conger (European conger), 1069 nucleotides long. It is a transcript of the gene lamtor5, whose product is annotated as late endosomal/lysosomal adaptor, MAPK and MTOR activator 5. Gene Ontology annotation, molecular function: guanyl-nucleotide exchange factor activity. Lineage: Eukaryota; Metazoa; Chordata; Actinopteri; Anguilliformes; Congridae. Gene Ontology annotation, cellular component: lysosome; cytoplasm; Ragulator complex. The transcript has 4 exons. The coding region runs from base 117 to 392 and encodes 91 amino acids. The record is from RefSeq and is a predicted model, not a curated record. Gene Ontology annotation, biological process: positive regulation of TORC1 signaling; cellular response to amino acid stimulus.